AUGCAGCAGCCCAAAGUCUUCUACCCCCAGCACGAGACCUACGCCUCUCGACCCUUAGACCGAGCAGACGGGCAGCAACAAAACCGAGGUUUCCCGGCGUUUGUCCUGCCCGAAAACCUUGCCUCUGUAGGGACGCCCAGUUUGUACCACCCGCCCAGUCAAGAUCUUUGCGCAGCGCCCCCAGCAGGCUUCCACAUGGCCCCCUGCGGCUGCUUCUUCGACCCCCGCAUCUACCGCAUCGAGUGGGCCACGGCCAACUUUGUCCAGCCCUCGGUCUACAAACUGUCCGGUGGGCCCAACCCCCAAAACUCCUACCUCCUGGACAGCCAGAAGUACCUCAAGGGCUCGGUCCAGCCGCUGCCCUACGCCCCAGCCUACCAGCCCGUGGCUGGCCACCCCCCAUUUGCCAUGCCCUUCUUCAAACCCGAGGGGUCCCCCGGCAAGCUGACUGACCACGUCGGCUUCGUGGCCAACCUGGCCCAUGGCCCCCCAUUUGUGGAGGUGCCCCAUCUGCCGGGCGAGAGCCUGAUGCCCGUGGAAGAGCACAAACUCUUGGCGGUGGUCCCAAGUUCGAGUCUCAAAGAGCAGCAGCAGCAGCAGCAGCAGCAUCACAGCCAGGUGGGCCCCUACCAGCCUCUCGACCCCAGGGCCGGCUUGGCCUACCCAGUCUUCAAGGGUUUCCCGGCAGAGGAAGUCGACUUCAAGGUCAGCGAGGUCCCCCUGGGGAUGGGGGAGCCGCUCCUGAGCCCCAUCGCCCACCCUGAAGAGGCGGUCGCCUGCGGGGGCAUGGAACAGCUGGAGCCUUGCGUCAACCUGGAGGGGAUUCUGCCCCGGGAGACCCCCUUGCUGGAGGAGCCGGGCGAGGCCUUCCAGCUGCUGGACCAGGUACCCCUGGAAGAUGCCAUGAAGCUCUUUGACUGCUCGCCCAUCCAUUCGGACAUUGAGGCCCCCCUGGACGAGAUGGGCGCUGGGGGCCAGGCCGCCCUUCCGGGGGAGGCUGCCAUGCGGGAGGGUUGCUUCUCCGGCGAGGACUCAUCCAGCGACAUCCGGUCCCUCAACCUGCCGGACGAGCUGCUCUCCUUCGACUACAGCGUGCCGGAGAUCCUCAGCGCCGUGACCAGUCUGGAUUAUCUCUACGAUGUGAACUCCUUCGGGGAGGGCCCCCCCUGGGAGAGCAGGCUGGGCUCUCCGCCGCCUCUCCCGAGACUCCUCCGGUCUCCCGCGGGCCUGGAGGAGAAGAGGAGGAACCUGGGCCCCGGCAACAGAGCCAGGAAACCCGAACGGGCAUCCAUGCAGGGGGGCAACAGGGAGACUCUGGAGGGAAACGCCACCCUGCUGGCCCUCUGA
Thamnophis sirtalis is the source of this 1347-nucleotide messenger RNA. RefSeq names its product proline rich 22 (gene PRR22). Lineage: Eukaryota; Metazoa; Chordata; Lepidosauria; Squamata; Natricidae. The record is from RefSeq and is a predicted model, not a curated record.